AUGAGCGCGACCAGAGCAGCAGGAGACAUCACGAUAGGCACCCCCACCACGCUGAGGCCCACCACCACGCUGGACACCCCCACCACACUGAGGCCCACCAUCACGCUGGACCCUCCCACCACACUGGGGCCCACCAUCACGCUGGACACCCCCACCAUGCUGAGGCCCGCCACCACGCUGGACCCCACCACCACGCUGAGGCUGACCACGAUGAUGGACCCCACCGUCACGGUGGAUCCCCCCACCAUGCUGAGGCCCACGACCACGCUGGCCCCCACGACCACGCUGAGGCCCGCCACCACGCUGCCCUCCCCCACCACGCUGAGGCCCGCCACCACGCUGGCCCGCCACCACGCCGGCCCCCCCCACCACACUGAGGCCCGCCGCCACGCUGAGGCCGACCACAAUGAUGGACCCUACCACCACGGUAGACCCCACCACCAUGCUGAGACCCACCACCAUGCUGAGACCCACCACCAUGCUGAGACCCACCACCACGGUGGACACCAUCACCAAGAUGAACUUCACUACUAUAAAGAGUCCUACCUCCCUAGUGACCGUCAUCACCGCCAAGAGGCUUAUUAUGAGGGUGGGCCUCAUCACUAUCCUCCCCAAUAUGGUGGAUACCAUCAUCAUGAAGCCUAUCACAGAAGAUAUCCAUAUCACGGGGAGACUGAUCUCAACCUGCCGUAUAUGGAUCCCUACCAGCAUGGCACCCCUCGAUACCACGAUCACUACAGGGAGCAACACCAUGGGGAACACCAUUAUAUUCCACAUUAUUCUGAUUACCUCCACCAUGGCCACUAUGGGGAGCGCUAUCCUGUUCCCUCUCAAGCCUUCAGCUCAUAUAAGCCCUACGGCAUGACCAGGGCCUACCGAGCCUCCACCCAUUCUACUAAAGGAGUCAAAGCACACCCAAAGAGUUCAGCUUUCAGCUUGGUUCAUUCCUCGAGUACAACUCACUCACACGUCUCUCAGAGCUCCAGUAAAGUCUAUUCUCAGGAGUUCUCGAAGUCUACGGAAGACUGGACUUCAGACGAGCAAUAUCAGAAGCGCAAAAACAUCCUGAUGAAGAGGAGUCAUAAGAAGCACUCUACGGGCUUCUGCCAUUGGUUGUGGGAAAAAUUAAGUGGCAUGUUUCAGGAACUCCGGUACGUGCUCAGAAAUCUGACUGAGUCCCUGACCUUUGACGUCUUCAUCAUUUUCAUCAUCUUCCUCAACACUAUCAUGCUCGUGGCCCAGACUUUUGCUGAAGUUGAGGUCCGGGGAGAGUGGUACUUCUUGGCCUUGGACUCCAUUUUCCUCUGCAUCUACCUGGUAGAAGCUGUGCUCAAGAUCAUCGUCCAGGGCUUCAAGUAUUUUUUUGACUCCUGGAACAAACUGGACUUCCUCAUCGUGAUCAUGGCCCUGCUGGAUUUCUUGCUCCUGCAAUUCGAGGCCUUCUCCACUCGCUCUAUCUACAACCAAAGCAUCUUCCGGAUCCUCAAGGUCUUCAAGAGCCUGAGGGCUCUGAGGGCCUUCCGGGUCCUACGGAGGCUCAGAUUCCUGACCAGUCUCCAGGAAGUGGCCGGGACCCUGGCCCGCUCCUUGCCAUCCAUCACGGCCAUCCUCAUCCUCAUGUUUACCUGCCUCUUCCUCUUCUCCGUGGUGCUCCGGGCGCUCUUCCACCAGUUCGACCGCAAGCGCUUCCAGGACAUCUUCACCACCAUCUUCACCCUCUUCACCUUGCUCACCCUGGAUGACUGGUCCCUCAUCUACCUGGACAGCCGGGCCAAGGGCGCCUGGUAUAUCAUCCCCAUCCUCAUGGUCUACAUCGUCAUCCAGUACUUCAUCUUCCUCAACCUGGUCAUCGCUGUCCUGGUGGACAACUUCCAGAUGGCGCUGCUCAAGGGCCUGGAGAAAGUGAAGCAGGAGAAGGCCGCCCAGAUCCACGAGAGGCUGCUGGAAGACUCCAUGACAGAGUUCAGCAGAGCAGAGCCUGAAGUGGUGUUGGGUGAGCUCAUGCGACAGAGGCAGCUCCUGGAGAAGAACCUCGGAUCCCUGACUGAGAAGCAGCAGGAGCUCCUGUUCCAGUUCCUGCAGCUGACGGCCGCGGUGGAGCACCACCAGCAGAAGUUCCGCUCCCAGGCCUCUGUCAUUGACGAGAUUGUUGACACUGCGUUUGAGGCUGGAGAAGAGGACUUCAGAAAGUGACCCCCGAAGAGGGACCCAAUCCAGACCUCAGCCUCAGGGCCGCCCCCUGGGGUGGGGCGGGCAAUGAUGGUCUGGCCCGCAGGUGGGCUCCAACAGAGUUUUCAA
Messenger RNA from Talpa occidentalis (Iberian mole), 2298 nucleotides. RefSeq names its product cation channel sperm associated 1 (gene CATSPER1). Bases 1 to 2193 code for a protein of 730 amino acids. Lineage: Eukaryota; Metazoa; Chordata; Mammalia; Eulipotyphla; Talpidae. The transcript has 13 exons. Gene Ontology annotation, cellular component: CatSper complex; membrane. Gene Ontology annotation, molecular function: voltage-gated calcium channel activity; calcium-activated cation channel activity. Gene Ontology annotation, biological process: calcium ion transport; spermatogenesis; transmembrane transport. The record is from RefSeq and is a predicted model, not a curated record.